This is a messenger RNA of Linum tenue, 2210 nucleotides long. The record is from the annotation of a GenBank genome assembly. NCBI's taxonomy places the organism in Eukaryota, Viridiplantae, Streptophyta, Magnoliopsida, Malpighiales, Linaceae.
UUUCUUCCAAGCGAGCAACGGCUCUCCUCUCCAGAGUCCAGUCAGCCCGACGGAAGGAACUUUCGCAUUCGUUUAUUUUCCCCCGCCUCCGCGCCGAACACGAUCACGCCAGUCUACAGCCCUCCGGCGGACUCUAGAAAAUUUUCAAAUCCUGCUCGGCGUAAUCGGUUCACAACUCGGCAAUUGGCGUUCAUCCCGAACCAGCGACCGACGUCUCUGAUGAAGAUUCCAUCGGCGGGCGCUUCAUAAGCACCAUGGACGCGGAGGCGGAGUCGGCCGCCGCGAAUCAAGAAUGUAGCGGAAGCAGCGGAGGGGAAGGGGUUAAGAGUACCGAGAAUGGCAACAAGGAGGAGCAGCGAGAGAAAGGGGAGACGACGACGAAGAAGGAGGAUGUGGGAGGAAGAGUAGAUCCGGAGUUCUUCUGCUGCUUGCUUCAGCCUGCCAAUGCCGAUUCGGAUCCUUAUUAUGCCGGCAUCCGGCGGCUCCUCCUCUAUCGCAAAGCGGAGUCUGGUUGCGUCCGACGUCUGGAUUGGAGAUGCAACGGAAAAGGCUACAUCCAUUAUCGUAAUUACAUCAGAAGGCCAAGAAACUGGGAGAAGUCGCAAGUUCCAAGCCUCCUAAGCACCCCAGGAAACAGCAGUGGUCGAUGGUUUCGAUCUUCAAGUUCAUUCUCCCAAUUAUAUGACAUGGAAAGCCUUUCUUCUAGCCGGGACGUGCCUAGUUUUAAUCCAUCUUCAGCUCGUAGGACAAGUGUCAGCUCUGGAGGAAGUGAUAUUAAUCAUCCACGUGAGAGACAGCCUGAACCUGGUUAUUCUUUUGUGGGAAUGCAUUGCAUCUUUGAUCACAGCAAAGCUGCUGUGACAGUUUUGAAGUUCGGUAAGAGGAGUUCUGAUCUACUGGCAUAUGGGGCAUCUGAUGGAACACUGACAGUUUGUACAGUCUCCCAGUCACCUUCUGUCCUCAAACAGCUGAAUGGACAUUCAAAAGAUGUCACAGGUUUGAUUACCUGAGAGCAAACUGGAUCUUACUUUGACUUCUCCUCCAACAAUCAGUAUAUUGCAUCAUCGUCAAUGGAUAAAACUGUGAGAGUGUGGGAGUUAUCGAAAGGAACUUGCAUUAGAGUUAUCUAUGGAGUUUCCCAACAACUAUGUAUUCGUUUUCACCCUGUAAAUAACAACUUCCUUUCAGUUGGCAACGUAAACAGAGAAAUCACUGUAUUCAAUUUCAGCACAGGCAGGAUUAUUGCCAAAACAGUUCUAAAAAAUGAGGUUACCUCAAUGGACCACGAUCAUACCGGUCGGCUCAUUUUCUGUGGAGAUCAGCAGGGAUGUAUAUAUUCCAUCGGCAUGGACUCCCGUACUGGCGCCUUGUCCCGCUCUCAUCGAUAUCGAAGUAGCAGCAAGAGCAAGUCCCCGGUGACGACUGUGCAGUACCGAAGUUUCUCUCUUCUGGCACGUGGGCCCGUGUUGCUAACGUGCACUCAAGAUGGAAACUUGUCCUUCUUCAGAGUGGCUUUGGAAAGGAAAGGUUACCUAACUCUUCACUGCUCACUGAAAUUAGCUCCACGAGUACACAGCAUGAGGGCGUCAUUCUGCCCUCUUCUCUCCCUUGAGCAAGGAGAAUAUAUAGUUGCUGGAAGUGAGGAUUCGAACGUCUAUUUCUAUGAUCUGACGAAGCCAAACAAUCCUUGUGUGAACAAACUACAGGGCCAUCAGUUUCCAGUUAUUGGUGUCGCUUGGAACUAUGGCGAAAACUUGCUGGCCUCGUCGGAUCUUCACGGAGUUGUCAUUGUGUGGAAAAGGGCAAAGACAGGAUAGAGGUACACGAAUAACGACAGAGAUCGGUCUCAUUUCAGUUUUCAGCGUAGGAGAAACAGGAGAGACGAGCGUGGAUCUGCUGGUAGGAAAUUCUUUGGUUCAUUCGUCGUUCGUGCUAUAUGGAAGUAAAACGAUUCUCGUUGUAAGUGUUCGAUAUCUAGUUAGGAUCCACCUAUUGUAAAUCGGAAUAACAUCGUAAGAGGUUGCACAGUAGGCUGGAUUGGUUUGUUUACGAUUGGUUCUUGAUAUUCUUUCACGGAUACCAAAUCUGGUGCAAUUAUGUUAAAAUGAUGGCGAUUGAAUAAUAUUGUUUUACUUCAACAACGAGAUCAUAUCAACAAUGUUCAAUACUUUAUAGGCUAAGAUAUGGAGUGCAAACUAAAACAUCAUUUC